This is a messenger RNA of Durusdinium trenchii, 592 nucleotides long. The record is from the annotation of a GenBank genome assembly. NCBI's taxonomy places the organism in Eukaryota, Dinophyceae, Suessiales, Symbiodiniaceae.
UAGCAACGCCACUGCGCAAGAGGGAAAGGAGCCCCGACACAAGGGGGUGGCAACGCGCUCCGUUUCGCCUGAGCUCCGCUGCCCUGAGCGGCACCGUCGUCCCUGCGGGCCGCUCCUUGGAGUCCACCGAAGGGGAUGACCGCUACAGCACCGACCGGCUACGGGCUGCUGCGGCUUUGCUGGGUGUGGCCCUGGAUGCCUCCAAGGAAGAGGUGAGAAAAGCCUUCCGCCUCAAAGCCUUUAAGGUGCACCCAGACAAGCAGCCGAAGGCCAACAAAGAGUGGGCUCACGCGGAAAUGGCCCGGCUCAACAACGCUUACGCCUUGCUGUGUCAACCACGCCGUGCGCGGAGCAGCUCGGAGUCCUCUCGGUCGUCGCGCUUGGCCAUCGAGAACUGAAAUGCCUGUGAUCUGGGGAAGCUGCAGAGCUUAGCAAAGCCUACUGCGUGUAGGCACUGCAGGGUGCUCUGCAAGGAGCGGCAACUUGUUAGGGGAUCCAAAGGCAGCGGGCCGAAAAGAGAGCGGGUCGACUUUCAGUAGCACGGAGCAGCGAAGGCCCACAAGAAGACACAGGUAGAUUUGUGUGCUUACGC